AUGAAUCUCCCCGGCCAAGUGCUCGCCGCCCUCCUCGUCGGUCUGAGCCUGGCGCAGUUCCCCGACCCAGAGCCGAGCCUCACGACCAUCCCCUCGCCCAUUGACCCAAACAUUACCAUCAGCUACAAGAUCCCCUCGUCCGGCGCGUGCGCUACGGCCUUUGACACGCAGCAGCAGUAUACCGGGUGGGUCCAAGUACCAUUGGCGGCCUACGGCGAGAGCAGCGACAACUCCUCCUCCACCACAACGACGACGAACCUGUUUUUCUGGUUCAUAGGUUCGCGCGAGCCCACGGCGGCUCUGACGGUCUGGCUCAAUGGCGGACCGGGUGCCUCGUCGAUGCUCGGCCUCUUCAACGAGAACGGGCCGUGCGAGGUUGUCGACGCUGGACAGGGCCCCGAUCGGUACACCACUGUUGCGCGCGAAUGGGGCUGGGAUCGCGCCUCUAAUAUGCUCUUUGUCGAUCAGCCAAGCCAAGUCGGCUUCUCCUAUGACAAUGCGACUCGCGGAUCCCUCGACCUGCUCACAAACCAAGUCUCGGUGCCACCUGCGAGCCGCCCGGAUUCGCUUCCCGAGAGUCUAUUUCUCAAUGGCACAUUCAGCUCCGGCAAUGCCUCGGCUACGGCAAACACGACUGAGACUGCUGCCAUGGCCGUCUAUCACCUGCUGCAGGGCUUUCUGGGAGUAUUUCCAGAAUUCAAUCCGCCCGACGGUGACUCGCUAGGGGUGAAUCUAUUCGCCGAGAGUUAUGGUGGGAAGUAUGGGCCAGUCUUUGCAUCCAAAUGGCAAGAGAUGAACGCGGCAAGAGCCAGCGGUGCCAUAUCCAAGAACACAACGGUCGAUAUCAGACUAAAGUCUCUCGGUAUAGUGAAUGGAUGCAUCGACGAUCUCAUCCAGGCACCCUAUUAUCCUGCCAUGGCAACAAAGAAUUCCUAUGGAUUGGUGGCCAUCAACUCGGUACGAGCGCAGGCUGCUAAUGCGAGUUUCUACGUCAAGGGAGGUUGUCAGGAGCUGAUCACGAGCUGCCGUGCCGCCGUACAGACCAAUGACCCGGACAACACGGGCGCCGUCACGGCCGUGAAUGAGCUCUGCUCGCAAGCCUACGACUUUUGCUCCAACAACGUCAUGCUUCCCUACACCGACGCCAGCCGCAGCGUCUACGACAUUGCCGCCUUGCUGCCGGACUCUUUCCCGCCCUCGCGUUACCUGGCCUACCUCAACAGCGCCGAGUUUCAGCAGGCCAUUGGCGCGACUACAAACUACACCGAGAUCAGCUCCACUGUCGCCUCGGCAUUCGCUUCGACGGGUGACUACGAGCGCGAGUCCCUCGUUCCCAAGUUAGCCUCGCUCCUGAGUGACGGUAUUCGCGUCGGCCUCAUCUACGGUGACCGGGACUACAUCUGCAACUGGCUGGGCGGCGAAGCCAUCUCACUCGCGCUAGCCAGCGCCGCCGCCGUUUCUCCCGCCUCUCCGGAUACCGAGUCGAUGCAGUACACGUCCUUUGCCGGCGCCGGCUACGCCCCCAUUAUUGUCAAUGACAGUUACAUUGGCGGCGUGGUCCGGCAGCUGGGCAACCUCUCGUUCUCGCGCAUCUACCAGGCCGGACACUCGGUGCCGGCCUACCAGCCCGAGACGGCCUUUCAAGUCUUUGCUCGCAUUAUCCUAGGGACCUCGGUUUCAAACGGUCAGCCAAUCGACCUCUCGGUGUAUAACACGACCGGCGCCGCCAACGCGACCAAGACCUUUGCCUUGCCCGCCAGUCCCUCUGGCACGUGCUGGAUACGCAACAUGGCUGGCAGCUGCAGCGAGGAGCAGCAGAAGCAGCUACUAGAUCCAGACGGUCAAGGAAAGAACGUGGCCAUUGUAAACGGCGCCCUCGUCACCAAGAGCGGGACCAGCGUGCCGAGCGCCACGACAGUGGUCGCCACGACUACUGUCACGGAGCCGCUGACUGGCGUGUUCACGGCCACAUCGACACCCAGCAGCGCUGCAAUGCAUGUUCAAUCGAUUGAGCCACCAGUGGCGAUGGGUGUCUUGGGCUGGUUAUGUGUCUUCUCGACAGUGUUUUGGUAG
This is a messenger RNA of Pestalotiopsis fici W106-1, 2073 nucleotides long. RefSeq lists its product as uncharacterized. The transcript has a single exon. Gene Ontology annotation, molecular function: serine-type carboxypeptidase activity. Bases 1 to 2073 code for a protein of 690 amino acids. Gene Ontology annotation, cellular component: fungal-type vacuole. The record is from RefSeq and is a predicted model, not a curated record. Gene Ontology annotation, biological process: proteolysis. Lineage: Eukaryota; Fungi; Ascomycota; Sordariomycetes; Amphisphaeriales; Sporocadaceae.